Cantharellus anzutake is the source of this 1218-nucleotide messenger RNA. RefSeq lists its product as uncharacterized. Bases 52 to 1206 code for a protein of 384 amino acids. NCBI's taxonomy places the organism in Eukaryota, Fungi, Basidiomycota, Agaricomycetes, Cantharellales, Hydnaceae. The record is from RefSeq and is a predicted model, not a curated record. The transcript is spliced from 2 exons.
UAUAAAGCUUAUACUCGACCUGCGCUUGUACCCCCAUUCGACCUGGAUCUGAUGGCAACUGCUCUGAUCAACGUCCUUCUUGCCCACAAUGUUUAUUCGGCGCCCAUCAACCCUCACAAUAUGACUUGUUUCCUGCAAAAUGUAUCUGUUGAUUGCAACGAACUCCGGAAUUACCGAACGAUGUGGGGCAUCAUCUAUAGCUGUCUCCUUACUGUGUUUGCUUGCGUUUGGACAGCAGCACACCCAGAUCUACCAUAUCCCGGUGUUGGUGGCUCGAUGUUUCUAUCGCGCGUUAUCUCGAUGAUCAUUUCACUGGUUUUACCCGAGUUGACUCUGGGGUCUGCAUGGGUCGAAUUCGUGACAUCUGGGAGAAUAUCAGAAAAAUGCGAGAUGGUCGAAGGGUGGACCUUGACGCAUUCAUACUUUGUCGUCAUGGGUGGUUUCUUCGACCCGUCAAAAGGAAGCGCUGUGGGCCGGAACGACUUGCAGCAAUACCCUGGCAUAAUUGAGAACACCGGGGAUACUAGAAAGGCUGCAAUAGCGAGGGAGGAAAUUCUCGACAGAAGCAAAGGCGAUGGGUUUUCCAAAUUUCUCAUUGUCCUUCAACUACUAUGGUUUAUUACUCAGUAUGUCGGACGAUGGGCAAGCCAUUUGCACAUAUCGCAACUCGAGACAAUGACGCUCGCGUAUGCGGCGUUAUGCCUCCUUCUUUACGUGUUAUGGUGGCAUAAACCCGUUAACAUUCAAUUUCCAAUCCAUGUGACGAGAGGGUCUUCCGUUCCUCCGACCUCCGAGACAAAUGUCGAUCAACCAACACCUAAAACGGAGACUGAUGCAGAUCCAAUGUCCCUCGUGCAGGUGACUAACCCCAAGCAUACCAGGCAUUGGGAAACCCCCAUAUUUAUAGCCACUGGGUUGAUCUUUGGGGGAAUUCAUUGCCUUGCAUGGUCGUUUCCCUUUCCGACACGCCUGGAGAUGAUUCUAUGGCGGGUUUCAGCAAUAUCUAUUACAGUGGUUCCUAUCCUUGUAAUAAUGUUGAUGUUUAUCGUAGGUCAGGAUGACGUUAAUAGCUCACCAUUCGCGUUACCCGGUUUACUUGUUUUUUCCGCUGCGCGGAUUAUCCUCUUUGUUCUCACCUUCGAUUCUUUGCGUUCAUCUCCGCCUGAUCUGUUAUCUUGGUCAUCAUUCCUCCCGCAUUUCGGAUAGCUGUGUAUGUAC